Saccostrea echinata is the source of this 3299-nucleotide messenger RNA. Its product is annotated as nucleolar protein dao-5-like. The record is from RefSeq and is a predicted model, not a curated record. Bases 1 to 2904 code for a protein of 967 amino acids. NCBI's taxonomy places the organism in Eukaryota, Metazoa, Mollusca, Bivalvia, Ostreida, Ostreidae. The transcript has 6 exons.
AUGGCUCGUACGAAGGCUUCAGUCAUAGACCAGGAUAACCCAAGAGUCAAAUUAUCUGGCAAAAGUAAACCAAAUCAGCAGAAGAAGAGGAAAGACAAAGCACAGAGUAACGAUUCUGUAAAGAAAAAGAAAAUAAAAAAGGAGGAAUCUGAGAGUGAGGACAGUGAUGAGCAGUCCAAGUUUCCUCAGUUCUACAAAGGAACAACAUGGCCACUGGACGCCAAAGUAGAGGUUCAUGUUGACUAUGAGGAAGUGAAAGAGGUCCGCAAAAUCAAGCCUCCGUUUCUUCCACUGCUGUAUCAGCUGACCCGCGGAGAACCUGAGAGUAUCACCAAAGCCGUCACCUCAAUACAGCCUGUUCAUCAACUACUUAAAGAAAGAUUUGUAAAGGAAGAUAAACCAGAAGUGAAACAGGAACCAGAUAAGAAACCUCUCGCAGUGAACCCCAAGAAAGUUGAUCUGGCAACAUUAAAGAAAAUCCCCAGUCAACAUUUCCGAGAUGCGAAAGGGAAAUGGCUACCAAAGAAAAAGUGGAAAUUUGCUGAGAUCCUUAAGAACAAGCCAAAGCUACGUCACCUGCUUUCGGAGAGGACAGAAAAAUCAGAUGGAAACCGAGUCACUGACAAUACUGACAAGGGUCAACAAGGAACUGCAAAGAAGCUUACAUUGCUUGCUGAUGCGAGGUCAGCCAUUGAGGAAGUCUUAGCUCGGGUCUGUAUGAGACGACAGGAGUUCGCCAAACUGAUCGUAUGGUUAAGGAGUCUAGAAAUGAAAUCCUACGGAAAAUCCAACACCCCGAAUUCUGUGAGACCCUGGCGGAAGAAAAUAAGAUCCAGCCCGAGAAGCAAACCGAAGGCUAUACCAAAGACUGCUGUUAGGGAAACAGAGGCUGACGCAAGUUCAGAUGACGAUACCAAUGUACCAAUCAAAAAAGCUAUGUAUGGCUUAGAAAAGAGUUCAAUUAUCCGCAACACUCGUCUCAGAAACAAACCCAAGUAUAUGCCAUACAUUCCUCCCAAAAAUCGGGAAAGCAAGGAGCCAGCAAAAGUGACAUCAAAAACAAAAAAGGAAAAUAGGGUUUCUGGUCAACAUUCUGGUUCAGCAAAGAGCUUACCUCAGCAAUCUGAAUCAUCAAAAAGUUUAACUCAGCAAACAGGGUCUUCAAGAGGAUUUAGUGUUUUGUUCAAAGGUAGGACUUUCUCCUCAGGAAAGAAAUUCUUUUUCAACAGAAGACAGAAUGUCCAAAGUGAAAGUGAUUCUGAGGACAAUGAGGAAGAAAAUGAUAGGUCUUCCACCAACACCAGAAAAUCAAAGGAAAAUAGACAAUCAAAGAGUGGACUUGAGUCAACUGAUAAUCAAAAUCCAGGGAAGGAAAAGUCAAAGUCACAGCAAAAAAUCAAAAAGGCAACACCAUCAACAUCAAGACUGCAAGAAAGCUCACCCAGCUCGGGGACUGAAGGGGAAUCAGAAGAGGAGGAUGCUGUAGAGAAAAGGAGAACUCUUAAAUCUUCUAGUGCACUCUUUCCACAAGUAAGGGUUCCAUUAAUGAAGUUGAGUGAUGCAGUAAAACCAUCUUCACAGAAAGAAGAGGGCCCACUAAAUAUUGUACCAUCAGCUGAUUGCAGGCAGACGGAAGCGAAACAUGGAGAUCCUCAAGCAAGUCAGAACAACUCAGAAGGGAGAACUUCUUGCUCAGGAAAUGUGAGCAAAUUAAAGAGAACCAUCAACAAGGAGGGAAAUGAGUUGAGUGAUAAACCUGUCAGAAAAAAAGCAAAGAUUCAAAUGGUGAUGUGGAAAGAUGAUGUAGAAAAAUUAAAAGAUAAUGUGAAUAAAAAUGGAGGACUGGAAGAGGAUGAAGAUAUGACAGGGAUGCAGAAUGAAGCAGAAAUGGGGGAAGGUUCAACACCCACGUCUCCUUUGUUAGGUGAGGAGGAUGGUAGUAGUGAAGAAUUUCCCCCUCCAGAGGUUCAUAUUGAAAACUUAGAGGGAGAGGACAUGAGGACCAAUGAUGAGGACAAUAAUGCAGGAGAUAUGGAAGCUUAUGAGGGUGAGGAAGGAGAUAUUUCCUCAGCAUCCCUAAUCUUAGAAAACACUGUCACUCAGAGUAGUGGAGAAGAGAGGGAAAAUGAUUCAUCCAAUGCAGAGAGGGGGAAUAACUCCUCCAAUAUAGAGAGGGGGAAUAACUCCAUGAACCUAGAAAGGGGGAAUAACUCCUCCAUUACAGAGAGGGAAAAUACAUGCAGCUCUUCAUAUGUAGAGAUCGGGGAUAACUCUUCCAGUAUAGAGAGGGGAACUAACUCCUCCAUCAUAGAGAAGGUAAAUAACUCCACUAACCUAGAAAAGGGAAAUAAGUCUUCUACUGCUGAGAGGGGAAAUAGCUCUUCCAAUGUAGAGAAGGGGGAUAACUCUUCCAAUGCUGAGAGGCCAUCUGGUUCAUCUAGUAACCCACAAAAGUCAAGCACAGAGGAAACCCUGCGUUUACUUAUCAGUCAUUUGUCAAACUUGCGAGAUUCCCAGGGAGAAGCUGUCGAUUGUAAGAUAUUAUUCUCCAAUGCAAACCAAGUUUUAACUAUAUCUGGGAGAAAAAAUAUUUCAUUAGAAGAAAGCAUAGAUGUAAAACCAAUCAUUGAUCAGGGAGAGUCAUUAGGGAAUUCUGGAGCCCCUACAUCAGAUCGCGUCAACAGAGCCAGUCCUGAUACAUCCAACCAGAUGGACAAUCCAGAGAGUUCAGAGUUGAAUGUCCGUGGCAUUGUAGAGAAUGUAGAAAGUGAUGAUAGCAGUUUGGAAAUUAUUUCCCCAGAAACCAUGACAACUGUUAAGCAAGAGAGCGUGGAGACUGAAGGGGAAGAGGUGGAGCUAAAAAACCAAAAAGAGGCUGAGGCAAUUAUCAUAAUAGAUGAUUAAAUAUAUUGAUGUAUAAUUCUGGAUUUCUUGUGACCUUCAAAUUAUUUCAUUAGAGAUACACAAGUGUUUUGAAAUAGUUGUACAUGAAUGUGGGCAACACCAAGUGAGAAGGGUAAUUCUAAGAGAUGUGAGAGCUAGGGAAGAUUGGCUUGUACAGUUAGAAACAAAAUGUGUUGUGUGGUUAAGAUUCUGGAAGAAUAAAGGAAAAAUAUGAAUAUUUCAAAUAAAAGGGGGGAGGGAUGAGAGAAAUGUGAUAAAUCUGGAUAGAGCUGUAUUAGAUGGUUUUGUUAUUGGCAUUUUUUUUUGUGGUUAUCAUUUACCUGUAUAGGUUAUAAUUUGUAUAAACAUAUAAUUUUUACAUCAUAUUAUUUUGUUUUCAUAGAUUUCUGUAGAUG